CAAUGGUAGAGACUAACAGUACCAUGUUUACAUAUCCCGCUAGCUAUUGAAUGACUCAUCUUUCCUCGGCUUUUUCACACCAACAGCGAUCAUUCUCAUAAAUUUUUCUUACUCUACUGCCAAUUGUAAUCGCCUUCCUCAAUCAAUCUUGUUGUUUCGCCACUUGCAAAAUUUUGGUAAACAUCCAACAGAUACAGAAGAGAUAGCCAGAAACUAAGAAACAACAGAAAUAACAGAAAUAACAGUUCCUAAUAAAGUUGAUCUUCUGAGAAACUAGUAACGAACAAAAUGAUGUUGCCUCAAACUCGAGCAUUCCUUCUAAGGAAUCUUACAGGUGACGAGACCUCUGUGCAGGUUCCUCUCCGCAAAAAGCAGAAAACUGUCGAGAAGGCCACGACGAAGAGGGAAGUGCAAGCGUAUGAGGUACUGAAGUAAUCGAAAACUUGAAAUAUCCGAGUUAAUGACUGAAAUAAGGCAGGUAGCUUAAGGCUAUCCCUCCUUCAGAAUUCUCCGUUAUUCUAAGUAGUUACUCGCUUAUUUCAGUUUUUCGCGUACUCAAUAGCAAUACUCAUCUUGUACACAAUACUUGACAUGUGAUGAUGACGACGAUGAUGAAAAUAGUGGACACACACUAUCAAAUAGGUAGGCUAGGAUUGAGAUUAGUACACCACCAACAGGUUUCCGCUCUGGAUGUGAGAAAGGCAUUGGCGAAAACAAUUGCCACGCCGUGGCCGUUUCUGAAGCUAUACGGAAAACGCUGGAAAGGUGGACUAAAUACAGGCACAGGAGAAAGAAGAUCGACUAAAUACGAGGAGAAGGAAGAUCGACUAAAUACAUUAAGGCUCAACUUUCACUGGUCAUUGAGGUUGGUCACUGAGAUCGACGAGCGGACCCGUGGAGAGAACGGGGGAAAAUGAAGGGAAAAGGGGGGGCUUUCAAGGUGGUCUCUUCCGUUCCGCAUCAGUGACCACGGACUGCUAGCCUUUAAAUUGAAGCACAGACUCUACUUUGAGUUUGAGCACGUCGCCAGCAUCCGACGGCUCAAAAACUCCGACCACCACAACUACGUCUCCGGCAACUCCAAAAACCGACCUUGAGAAUGAGGAAGAAGUGCAGGAGCUGAGAAAUGGCGACUGCGUUUUUGUUGUGGAACCAGGUACUACGGAGGACGAGACGGAUCUCGAGGACGGCGCGCACCACAAGCGUGACAAUGUCGAUUUUAUGGAUGUACAAACAGAAUGUGAACGAGUAAAAUGAAAAUAGAAGUAUAUUGUCAUUCUUCUAUAAUCAAUGAAUGCUCGUCGUGUUGUAAUCAACAUGUUGUAAGCAAUAAAUUUUAUCACUCGUAGUUCCUGUUGGCAAAGUUCUCGUCUAUCCAGUGAAUAGGGACCCAGGGAGCGAGCAUGUUGAUGCAUCGAACUUACUAUGCUCUUAGAUUUUGUGGCUCCCUGGGCCAUAUAAUUAUGUUCAAAGUGGUAGAAGAUUUGUCCAGUAAACUUACCCGUAGCUGCUCCUCUCUCCGUCUGAGUUUUUUCAUGGUGUUGGAGCUUUCGUACGCUGUGCUCGACGUCGAUGCUGCCGAAAUCAAAGCAAAAAUCGAGGAAAUUCGAGAGGAGUGCUUCGCCAAGGAUGGCUGGUGGUGUGUUAGCUCUCUAAUGGGCGAUGAGGAGGCUUGUGUCAUCAUGGCGGAAAGUGGGUUGCUAUUUCAGGAAGGAAUAUCUUUUUUUGACCCCUGGGGGGCUAGACGUCGCCAUAUAAAUCAAGGCUCGUUGGUUUUAUUCUAUAGCAUUUUCAACGGUGACGCGUCUGCCUCUUCGUUUGCAAAGAAUCAAUUGGCGCAGAGCAUCGCAGGCGCGAAGAUGCCGCUGCCCCGGUUCUCGAUCACGAGGGCACUUCCAGCAGACUUGCGCGGAAUGCUGACACUAAAAAGUUGGAAUGGUAAUCAGGCUAUCAAUGUGGGUACGUCAACUUUCACCGCAGCCGUUGCCGCAAAGAAGUGGGAUAUUUUGCGGCUCUUGUUGUUACGAUCUGAUCGCGAAGUACAGGGGCUAACGGAUCGCUACUUGUGUGGAUACCUUUCUUCACCGCGUGAUGACGCCUUCACUGUUCCGGAAGUCCGACCUUUUCUGUUGGACUUUGUAGAGGACAAAUCCGGAGCCAGCCUCGACCUCUGCGAGCUUAUUUUCAAGGAGUAUCCAGCUGUUGCGAAAGAUGUGCGCGUCCUACUGGAUCCGAUCUUGAUUCGGUCUCUCAUGUUUCACGCCUGGAAAUGCAGCUGCGAGCAAGAUGACCGAAACUAUCAACGUUGGGUGCGAAUGAUAGAGAAGACCGUCUCGAGUGCCAGAAUGGCACGCAUCGCGUAUGAGCCAGCGCUAGCAUCUUCCGGCGUAGAGUCAAGCAUUUCUAUGUGUCUGGCCGAGCGCGUGAUGCAGUGUGGACUCUCCUCUUCGUCCUCGGACAACCUUCAGAAUGAGGCGGAAGGUGAUAGUUCUUCGGAGAAGUUUAAUGGUGCAGCCUAUUGGCUCAACGUGUUGCAAGCCGUUAAAGACUCGCUUCCGACAAGUGCACAGAUAACAUGCUAUUCGGCUACUGGCAGUGGCGGUCCGAAGACUCCAGUGAGCGGGCAUCUCUCUCAGCAUCUGGGCAUUACCGUGUUGUUUUUUUUGAAGGAGUGGAGCACGCUGUACUGCAAGGCAGAUGCAGAUCUUGGGAAGGGGCGGCCUGCAGACGUUUCAUGCUCAUCGGGGACCUCCCCGAGGACAGCUGAAUUCUGGAUCUCCGCUGUAAAGAGGUUACACACUGAGACUGCGCCACGAUUUACAGAUAUCGAGACUUUGUCGCAUUCCUACUUCUCCAUGAGAGUUGUGGACGUUGUUCCUCCUGAGUAAAAGUUCUAGUAUAUAGACGGUCAGGCAUCUUAUUGUUCUUGAGGUCUUGUGAUUUAUUAUCAGCUCGUUCUCUCAGCUUCAAGGCUUAUUUUCAUACCGAACAUGGCAUUUGGAUGAUACGAACUUGAGAGGAGGAAAAUAAGCGUAAGCUAAUCAAUGGCCAGCCACUCAGGGGACGACUAUAGGUCGUAAUUCUAUAUAAUCGUCCGAAGGAUGAAUUUAAAUGAUGAAAAUGCAUAUGACUUUUGUUUCCACUACAACUCAUUCAGCAGCGUAGUUUCGUAAUGAAAGAAGGAUAGACUUAGAAGUGGACUCAUUCCUGAAAAAUUUGGACAUCUUUCUCAAUCUCAUUCCGUGAAAUAUCCCACUACUCUUAUUAUAUCUAAAAUUUUUACAAGCGAUUUCAUGAGCAUGUCAAUGUUACCUGCGAGAUUGGUGUUGUGCUUGUGGGCUAGUGCCUCGCGUUCUACUAAAUGGUGGUUAUUACAUUCAUCACUAAGCAAGAUCAUGCCCUUGGAGUGGUGGAUCCUAACAAGAACACACAAAAAAGAUCUAUGAGUACACUGGUCUGAAAAGACUGACACGAAAUUACGACUCACACCGACGGAUCAGACGAAGAUGAGUGAAUUGAAGGGGAGAAAGGAAGGAUGAAGAUCAGAGAGGAUCCGAGGGUCAGUUGUGAUCAACCGAGG
Messenger RNA from Amoebophrya sp. A25, 3580 nucleotides. The record is from the annotation of a GenBank genome assembly. NCBI's taxonomy places the organism in Eukaryota, Dinophyceae, Syndiniales, Amoebophryaceae.